AUGACCCCAAUAUUAACCAAGGACUUGUUCGAUUCAUUAAGCUUAAAAGGUUAUUGCAGUGGUAAAGAAACGCUUUGCGAGGUGCCUAUAUCUAUGGCAUUAUAUACGCCAGAUGAAAGCCAUCGUACCAAAUACCAAAUCAGACUAUACAACGAUAUCAACAAAACACUCGAGCACAUGGAGAAUCUCACUUUUGAAAACUACAAACUUGCCAUUUGCAGCUUGGAAUACCAGAAUAUAUUCUUGCGAUUCAAGUUAAGCCCCGGCGAAGAUAUGGGCCGUCAUGUCAUCUACAAGGCCUUGGAAUAUGUCUUGCUUGCCGUCAAGGAUGAAUACAUCGACAGAAGGGAGUUGGUGCGUGUGGUGCAACAAGCGGUUGCGCCCCCCGAGCUGAAAGUCAAUGAAUAUUUCAGCAACUUCAACUAUUUUGCAGGCAAGAUUGCCUCGUCUAAUAAACGCAACUCGUUGUUGGAAGCGUUGGCCUUGACGUAUGCGAUUGAUGUCUUUUUAUAUCCCGAGUUAUGGAGCAAGAUUCAAUUGUUGAAAUCAAAAAACCAGCAGGCCUUGUUGCUCCAGUUGAUCCCACCGUACUUCCAUCGCUCCUUGAAUGACGGAGGAGUCGAGUCGUUUGAGGUGUUUAAUGAUAUUGCUCAAGAAUGGUGCCACGAGCACUACUCGCCCGAUGAAGCUGAUUCCGUGGUGGAGGAGAUGAUUGACGGCAUCAGCUUAACCCAAAUGACUACUGCUGAAGUUUGGAAGAAAUUGAGAUUAGCUUGUGGAGAGUAUAUGAAGAAAAAAAAGGAAUUUCAAAGACACUGUUGA
This is a messenger RNA of Lodderomyces beijingensis, 822 nucleotides long. Lineage: Eukaryota; Fungi; Ascomycota; Pichiomycetes; Serinales; Debaryomycetaceae. The record is from the annotation of a GenBank genome assembly.